GCAGUGGAGAUUUGUUGGUGAUGACUAUAGGAGAAAGAACAGAAUUAUGAGGUUCGGUUUUUAUAUUUGAGAUGCUAACAGAGUACUGUAGGACUAUAACAGACCCAUUCUUCGUUACUAUACUCGCUAAAUACGGAUUGAAGGUAUUACGUCUCGACCACAUGGCACAAAUCCAGCCUUAAACCUCCUUGUGUUCCAGCUGAGGGGAGGGAUGGAGAAGCGGAGGACGCAGCAGCAGCAGCACCGCGGUCAGCGCGCAGCGGCGUCUCCACACAGAUUCAGUCGACCUGAGUUAUUUUGGUAGCGCAAUUAUCCCGCAAAUCCCCGAGGUGUUCAGUGGUCGGACAAAGGCAUUUCCCUCGGGAUCAAUAAAGUAUCUAUCUAUCUAUCUAUCUAAAAGGAAGCCAGAGUAAAUGACGCCACUGUGAUGUGAAGGAUGAUGGAAAAGUGUGGUGGCACGUAGAUAGAAGAGGAAGAGGAGGGAAACUGUCCUGGACAGAGUUGAACGUGUUCUUCUUUCGGAGACGUACGAUGAAUGUGAAAAAAGUGGAGGCUUUGAUUCAGUUAUCUUCUGAAAGCUUCAGCUGGUCACUCUAAAGAGCAUGUUACUGACAGAACACUUCUCUUCACAUGACAUAAGUUAAGUCUGAUUCCAACUUGACUGCCACUGGUGAUGAAAAUCUGCACUUUGAGACUGAAACGACAGGGGGUAAGAUGUAUGUGGAGUCAGUUGUCCGAUGGGGAGCGUGGAGCAUCCUGCUCUACUUUGGACUGGUUGUAUCUGCAGGAGGCUGCCCUCCACGUUGUGUGUGUCAACCUGAGGCUAAAGUGAUCUGCUCUGGCAAACAUUUGAACUCAGUGCCAGAGGGCUUUUCCAGCAAUGUUCGGUGUUUGGACAUAUCCCACAAUAAGAUUAAGACUGUGGGGCGCCGCCAGUUCUCUGGACUCCUGCAACUUCAAGAGUUGGACCUCAGUGAUAAUAUAAUCUCCAUGAUUGAGGUGGAGGCUUUCCAGGGUCUACAGAAUCUCAGGAUGCUCCGGAUUAAGAAUAAUCGUCUCAAGAUCAUCCCAGUUGGGGUUUUUUCUGGCCUCUUUAGUUUGCGCUUUCUGGAUCUGAGCCAGAAUGAGAUUCUGGUCUUCUUGGACUAUACCUUCAAAGAAAUGGUUAACCUGCAAACGCUGGAAGCUGGGGAGAAUGACUUGGUGUUCAUCUCACAGCGGGCUUUCUUCGGUCUGCAGAAUCUGCAGGAGCUCAACCUGGACCGCAGCAACCUAACCUUCAUUCCCACUGAGGCACUGUCCCAGCUCCAGAGCCUGACAUGUCUUCGCAUACUACGACUCACCAUCUCUACACUGCCCAACAACGCUUUCCGCCGGCUCCACCGUCUGCGUAGCCUCCUGAUUGCAAACUGGCCAGCACUGGACACUAUCGCUAGCAGCAGCCUGAUUGGGCUCAAUUUGACCUCGCUUGUCAUCAGUAGCUGUAACCUAAGUGUGGUUCCUUACUCAGCACUCCGUCACCUGGUCUAUCUGCGCUUCCUGGACCUGUCCUACAACCCCAUCACUGUUAUCCAAGGUAACUUGCUAGGGGACCUCCUGAGACUCCAAGAGUUACACCUAGCAGGAGGGAGCCUGCUACGAAUUGAGCCAGGGGCCUUUAGAGGACUGGCUUAUUUCCGCUUGCUUAAUGUGACUUCCAAUCAACUCACUACUUUGGAGGAGAGUGUCUUUCAUUCUGUGGGGAACCUUCAGGUGUUGCGGUUGGACGGGAACCCCUUAGCAUGUGACUGCCGGCUUCUCUGGGUGGUCCGCCGCAGAGUGCGCUUAAACUUUGAGGGACAUCAGCCCACUUGUUCAUCUCCUGAUGCAGUGAGACAGCGUGAAUUCCGAGACUUUUCUGAUAAGGAUCUCCCGACGCUGUUUACCUGCCGCCCUCCUCAUAUCAUGGACCGCAGGUCACAGGAAGCCAGAGUAGAGGAGGGCACCACAGUUCUCUUCUCUUGUAAGGCUGAUGGGGAUCCAUUUCCAUUUAUCACUUGGAUCUCAUCUCAUAAGAAUGUGGUUUCCCCAACUGGACGAAUCAGAGUUUUGCCCAAUGGUACUCUAGAAGUGCGUUUUGCCCAAGUUCAGGACAGUGGCACAUAUCAGUGCCUGGCUGGCAAUGCAGCUGGCAAUGACAGUCUGGCUGUCAAACUGUAUGUGAAGGGGCUCCCUCAUAACCGAACCAUUUCUUUCUUCUCAGAAGAGGGCUGGGUAGAGCCUUCAAAUACACAAGCUGUUAACUCCUCAGCUCAAAUGGCCAAGCCAUACCCGUUUGACGCAAAGACUCUGAUUAUUGCCACCACCAUGGGUUUCCUAUCCUUCCUCAGCUCUGUGGCCAUCUGUUUUGUCUUUAUGUUCUUGUGGAGCCAGAGCAAAGGUCAAAUAAAGCACACAGCAACUAUUGACUUUGUUCCUCGGUCUUCCAUGAGUGGAGGAGGGGAUGGAGGUGAUGGUGGCAGGUUCACCAUGAAACUUAUUUAAAGCCAAGGAAGAGGGGGAAAGGGUUUUUAUAUUGAGUGUGAACUUUUCUGCUCAUUGGAACACUUGAGGACUGAGACCUUGACUCAGAGGCCACUUUUCAAGAAUAAAUUUGAGCCAGUUUGCUGGGUGUGUGCUAGCCGUCUGCUAAAUUAAGAGCUAAAAGUUACAUCUCAGCACCCACUUGUCUGUGUUAUCUAACUAAUGAGUAUUUCAUGAUCCUGGAAUGGAAAGAAGUUAAUGACUAGCCAGAGCUCUCUCAUGAUUACUGUGCAUUAGUUUAGAACAAUUUGUGCUUGAAUAAGCAAAUGACAAUUUCCUUAGCACAGGUCAAAUUUUUAAUGUACCAUGUAAUUAUAAAACAGUUUUAAUUUUCACCGAGUUUACACUUAACACAUGAUGGCAGUUUGAGUUUAACACAUUUAUCACAGGUUUCUAUUUUAUUGAAACAUACCAGGUGCUUGUUUAAUCAUCCAUAUUGUACAAAUGUGUUCAGCUUUAUGUCUUCACUUGUCGAUUCAAGCCAAGUAAACACUGUCCAUUCGAGCCUUUGGGUUGCUAUUUCUGCUUAUCCACAGAGGAUCAUGUGAAAGACUGUCAGUCCAGCAUUUGUUAUACGACUCUAACAUGUGAAUAUAUGACUAUAAAGCUUUUGAUACUUGCAGAUAAUAUACUGAAUAGACUAGACAAAUAAUUAGAGUUUUUUAUGAUGAACUUUAUGAUUACAUUUUGAACAUUUCGGAGUGUUCCAGUAUGUUUCGGGUAUGCUGCUUUCUGUUCUAGGUACUGCUUACUUUAUAUGAUUAAAAAGGCAAUGAUAGUACACCAUAAUGUACACAGGAAUGUAUUCUUUCAUAUUUAAAACAAGUUUAUAAGGUCCAAAUUUGAUCACUGCAUUAUUUUGUACGUUAUCAUGUAAUUGCAUUAGAUGACCUUUUGUUCCACCAGAAGAUGCUUUGUUUUCUCCUUUUUAUAUUCAAGAAAUUAUUAUUAUUAUUAUUAUUAUCCACACAAAACACUGAAACAUAUGUGCCUCGGUAACAUUCUUGCCAUCGAUAGAGAAAAUGUUCCCCUGAUCACCAUUAUCUUGUAAAUGUUUAAGUCAAGGGUGUUGGUGCAUGCAGAGUUUACUCAGUCUUGUGAUCCAGUUCUGGGAAUUAGUGUCACUCAAAUAAACUGCUCUGUGUGCACACAACACACAAAGCAAUGAAAGCAUGUAAAUUAUGCACACACACAGCACUGACAGGUUUGCUGACUUCUUUCAUCUUAUGUCAUUAAAUGGCUAUAUUUAC
Messenger RNA from Monopterus albus (swamp eel), 3812 nucleotides. RefSeq names its product leucine rich repeat and Ig domain containing 4b (gene lingo4b). Gene Ontology annotation, molecular function: protein binding. The transcript has 3 exons. Lineage: Eukaryota; Metazoa; Chordata; Actinopteri; Synbranchiformes; Synbranchidae. The record is from RefSeq and is a predicted model, not a curated record. Bases 715 to 2523 code for a protein of 602 amino acids.